This is a messenger RNA of Sclerotinia sclerotiorum 1980 UF-70, 495 nucleotides long. RefSeq lists its product as hypothetical. The record is from RefSeq and is a predicted model, not a curated record. Lineage: Eukaryota; Fungi; Ascomycota; Leotiomycetes; Helotiales; Sclerotiniaceae. The transcript is spliced from 4 exons. Bases 1 to 495 code for a protein of 164 amino acids.
AUGGUAGCCAGCGACUUUGGGAUCGCAGCGCAAUUACCAUAUCUCAAGCAGCUGAUCCAUGGCUAUAAUACCCGUAAGCUACGUGCUCAACGUAUCCAUCUGGUUUGGCAGGUCCGAGAUAUUGCUGUGCAACCGCUACUCAAUGGUGCAUUGAGCGAGGAUACACUUGACGAUGGUUGGAUUCUCGACAUUUCGAUUUAUUGUGAAUCAAGGGACACCACCGUAUCCUUCGGGAAGCGAGCAAGCGUCUAUCCUGGCAAGGCUCCAAUACAUGAUAUUAUCCAGGAAGAAAUUUCGAAGAGGCAGAUGGAGACAAAGCCGGUUAAAGAAAUGGACUGGAAUAAUGAGUCAUUGGUAUACGAGAAAGAACUCGAGUCUAGGAGAUCUGAUGGAAAGAUGAUUGUCACAGAAGUUCGAGAUGAGCUACGAAGUGCCAUACGGGAUAAAUUGGCAGAUGACGUGAAAUAUUUUGAACUUGAUUAUCAGCCUGUAUAG